AUGGUUUUUGCGGAUACAGAGUGGUCCAUUGAAAAGAAGGAGUUAGGUCACCAAGCGCAGAUGAAAUUUAAACACAAAGAUUUCGAUCAAAUCCAACCAAAUGAAAUCGCUAAUGAAUUUUUGUCAGAAGAUGAUGGAGUUGCCAUAUUUUUGGUAUCAAAGAGAGAAGUUGACGACCAAAUGAAAUCGCUGAUGAAUGAUUUUGUGGGAGAUGCUGAUAAAAAGAGCAUAGACAAAGCUCCUGAAGAAGUUCUAAAAUAUUGUCGGACCUCUGAUGCUAAACCUUUUUGGCCAAUAGCAACCGGACAAAUCUUAUUGGAGAUAAUUUGGGAAACAAGACGUGUAACUUGUGGACCAAGCAUCAAAGUCUGUCAAACAAGUGCCUAA
Molecule: messenger RNA, 387 nt
Organism: Arabis nemorensis
Lineage: Eukaryota; Viridiplantae; Streptophyta; Magnoliopsida; Brassicales; Brassicaceae
Source: the annotation of a GenBank genome assembly